Molecule: messenger RNA, 167 nt
Organism: Perkinsus marinus ATCC 50983
Lineage: Eukaryota; Perkinsozoa; Perkinsida; Perkinsidae
Exons: 1
Source: RefSeq, a predicted model, not a curated record
GCGCGGCCUCGCGAGGCAAGGCACGAUUAGGGGACGAUCUUGAUGAUACUAUCAUGCAGGGCACCACACCGGCUAGAAUGGAGUCCAUCAGCCCAGUGAUUGACUGGAAGGACACCAUCCCCCCAGAGGAUCGUCAAGUGACGUUCACUCAGGAGUUCAUCCCUCCA